Molecule: messenger RNA, 2122 nt
Organism: Pungitius pungitius (ninespine stickleback)
Lineage: Eukaryota; Metazoa; Chordata; Actinopteri; Perciformes; Gasterosteidae
Gene: cutc
Product: cutC copper transporter homolog (E. coli)
Exons: 8
Coding region: 309-1061 (250 amino acids)
Molecular function (GO): copper ion binding
Source: RefSeq, a predicted model, not a curated record
GCGUAUCCCCCAUGGGCGGUCAACUUCCUCCUUCUAGUCCAACAGUGCAGUAUUACCAGCGCAGCACCGUUCACCCGCUACACCCUGUGCUAGAAAUUCAACUCACCGGAAAACGCUGAACCGUUGUUUUGGCUAAAGUCCGUCACCCAAACAACAUCGAUCGAUAGGAAGUGGAAUUUAACUGAUAACGUUAGUUGUUGUGGGUGUCUUUUAUUUUCUUUUAGCUCAAGGAUUGUGUACUUUUUUGCCUGUUUUAACAGAUCCAAAAACGAUUAAUCUCUGUCUGUCCCACUGUCCAGGCUGUCAGCAUGGGAGGGUUUUUGAUGGAGGCGUGUGUGGACUCGGUGGAGUCUGCUGUCAAUGCUGAACAAGGAGGUGCAGGUCGACUUGAACUGUGUUCUAGUCUUCUGGAGGGUGGACUCACUCCAAGUCAGGGUCUGCUGCAUGUAGUGAAGCAGUGUGUCAAAAUUCCGGUCUACGUGAUGGUACGGCCUCGUGGGGGGGACUUCCUGUACUCCGACCAGGAAGUGGAGGUGAUGAAGAAGGACAUAGAGCUGAUGAAGAGGCACGGGGCCGACGGACUAGUCCUGGGCGCCCUGACUGAGGAUGGGCGGGUUGACGCUGAGCGCUGUAUGGAGUUUCUGGCUGCUGCUCAACAUUUGCCUGUCACCUUCCACCGAGCUUUUGACAUGGUGCAUGACCCAAUGGCUGCCCUGGAGACUCUGGUAUCGUUAGGGUUCCAGCGUCUUCUGACAAGUGGCUGUGAGAACUCUGCUUUGGAGGGACUCCCUGUCAUUAAACAGCUCAUUGAUCAGUCUAAAGGAAGGAUUGCCAUCAUGCCAGGAGGAGGAAUCACUGACAGGAACCUGCAGAGGAUUCUGGAGGGCACGGGGGCUCAAGAGUUUCACUGCUCAGCCCGUUCCAGCAGGGAUUCCGCCAUGAAGUUCAGGAACACGUCUGUGACAAUGGGAGCUUCUUUCUCAGCACCAGAGUACGGUCUGAAGGUGGCAGAUGUGAGCAAGGUCCGCACUCUUAUCGCAAUAGCCAGAAAUACCAUGUGAAUCAGUGCUGUACAAUCAUGACAAAUAACAAAACCGAUACCUCAAAAGUGAUCAUUAGCAAUUAUACUGAUAUGUCAUUGUUUAUUUUAUUUUUGAUUAUUGAAGUACAGAAUAAGUCAACAUUUUUUAACCUUUUCUACUUUUUAUGUAAAUCUCCAAUCAAACAAUCCUGAUAAAGUAAAUGCUCAGGGAAAUGCCUUCACAGUAUCACACAGUGCGGAAUGAUGAAUAUUUACAUCUGUUAUUGUUCACCUGUAUUUUGAUUCAGGAAAAGGUGUAAUAAAAUACAAUACACAGGUACACAAUCCAUUUCAAAAUGUCAAAUUAUUGUGUUUUUAAUACAACGAAACAGGACGGAUCAGUGCUGCAGCUGCUAUUAGAACAGAAUGGUUUCAAGUUGCCAUGUGUUAGGGGAGUCUCUCACUGGGACACUAUGCACUAAUUUCCACUGCACCAUAUUGGUGACAUAUUUAUAUUAAUCUUAUAUUAUCUUUCUGUGGGUCUUUAAGUGCUGAAAAAAUAAUAUGGAAAAGCAGAAGUUGUCUUUUGAGAGUUCAUUCUCUGUGUGGAGAUGCUUCAAUAAUCACACAAAAUACAAAUGGUCUGAUUGGGGAAGAACCGUGUUGGUGACUUAUACAUUUUUUUACAGUACAACAUAAUGUGGUGAAAAUGACAUCCUUUACUUUAUGUUGUACAUUGCGAGUUUGCUUAAUCCAAAAUAGUUUGUCAAUAAAUCUAAAUGAGCUAAUUGAUCAUGUUUUCAAAUUAAAUCUCUUAUUAAAUUAGUUUGAGAAAUAGGACAUACAAGUGUCUUUACUUCAUUUAAACUCUUUGUAAUUAAUGUUCAUGAGUUUUGAGUGAUGUUAGUAUCUUCAUUUUCAUUCAUAUAAAACCAGUCAGUGAACCUAGGAGGUGUCUUAGGAAGGUGUGGAUCGACUCAACAAUAAUUGGGGCAGUGACAUAACGUCUGUAUAAUACGAUGCAAUGUCAGAAUAGACAUAUCAUUUUAAAUAUCACUUGGAUACAAUACUUAAUUGUUCAAUUAUUUUCUAUCAUGAACA